This is a messenger RNA of Lates calcarifer (barramundi perch), 638 nucleotides long. RefSeq names its product dispanin subfamily A member 2b. The coding region runs from base 7 to 408 and encodes 133 amino acids. The record is from RefSeq and is a predicted model, not a curated record. The transcript has 2 exons. Lineage: Eukaryota; Metazoa; Chordata; Actinopteri; Centropomidae. Gene Ontology annotation, cellular component: plasma membrane.
ACAGCGAUGAAUCCUUCAAGACGUCCAGCUGAAGCUGUCCCAUUGCAGACAGGGGGGUAUGAUGGGCCCCCUGGACAGCCUGGAGGACCUACAGUGGUUCAGUACACCACUGUGAAUGUCACCACUGAGCCCCCCAAAGACCACAUCAUCUGGUCCCUCUGCUGCUUUGUCUACUCAAACCCAUUCUGCCUCGGACUGGCGGCUCUCAUCUUUUCUAUCAAGGCCAGAGACCGGAAGGUGGCUGGGGACCUGGAAGGUGCCCGACACUAUGGCUCAACUGCCCGCAUCCUUAACAUUGUGUCAAGCAUCAUAGUUGCCUUCAGUGUUCUUAUUUUCAUUAUUACAAUCACGGUUAUAUCUGUGCAGGUACACAGUUACUCUCGCUACCCCGGCUCACACUACGGCUAAAUUUCAAAUAGUGUGACAGUUUCUGCUGCUGCUGUGGCCUGGUGAUACUUGUGCCUCUCUGCUUCAUACUCAUCACAUAAUUUUUGCUUAUCCUCAAGCAAAACAGAUCUGUAUUUUUAUUUGCUUUAUAAAUGCCUUUAAUGGAAGGCAUCCAUGUUUGUACAACUGCUGUCUCCUAUCAAGUCUGAAUGCCUGACUUUGUUAUUAAAUUACAAUUUUCUGUUUCAAUA